Molecule: messenger RNA, 4359 nt
Organism: Dromiciops gliroides (monito del monte)
Lineage: Eukaryota; Metazoa; Chordata; Mammalia; Microbiotheria; Microbiotheriidae
Gene: TMC7
Product: transmembrane channel like 7
Exons: 16
Coding region: 114-2285 (723 amino acids)
Cellular component (GO): plasma membrane
Molecular function (GO): mechanosensitive monoatomic ion channel activity
Source: RefSeq, a predicted model, not a curated record
GGAACCUGGAAUCCCGGCGGCUGGGAGACCGGUAGGGCCGCAGCCGGAGAUGUCGCUUGCUUCUCCUGCUUUUUCUCUCUCCUCCUCCACCUCCUCUUUCCAGUCGCGCAGCCAUGAGUGACACUAGCUCGAUCAGCCGGCUGACCUGGAACGACCACAGAGAUGAUACAUUCUCAGAUUACUAUCUCUUUAAUUCAAUGACGAUGAGCUUCCUUCAAGAGCUGCCCAGUUACCGGUCCAUUGUCCGGAGGAGGACAUCCAUCCUCGGGAGGGAUAAAUCAGGAGGCACUUUGCUGAAGCCAGCCAGCUCUGAAAGCAGGUCCUAUUUGGAAGUAGGAAGAUCAGAGAAAGAACACCUCGGGAACCAGUCCAUCAGAAAAUAUGCACUGAAUAUCUCUGAGAAGAGGAGACUAAGGGAAAUUCGGGAGGCCCAGGUCAAAUAUUUAUCCGACUGGGACCAGUGGAAACAAUACAGCACCAAGUCAUGGAAAAGAUUUAUUGAAGAGGCCAAGGAGGUGGCAUCCCACUUGGAACUGUGGAAAAAUGACAUUCGCAGCAUAGAAGGAAAAUUUGGCACAGGGAUUCAGUCCUAUUUCUCCUUCCUUCGCUUCCUGGUGAUAUUGAACUUGGUGAUAUUUAUUAUCAUUUUUUUAUUUAUUUUGCUUCCGAUCUUCCUUACUAAGUACAAAAUCACCGACAGCACCUUCCUGAUUGUCCCUUCCAAUGAAGUAGAUAUACGAUGCAAAGUUUACCCAGUGAAUAGCACCGGACUCAUUUACUUCUAUACUUAUAUGAUAGAUUUGCUUUCUGGCACUGGUUUCUUGGAAUGGACCAGCCUGUUUUAUGGCCAUUACACUGUAGAUGGCAUAAAAUUCAAAGAAUUCACGUAUGAUUUGCCCCUCGCCUAUUUGCUGAGCACAGUGGCUUAUCUGGCAUUGAGUCUCCUCUGGAUAGUGAAAAGGUCUGUGGAAGGAUUCAAACAAAACUUGGUGCAAAGUGAAGAACAGUAUCAGAGCUACUGUAACAAAAUCUUUGCUGGCUGGGACUUCUGUAUCACAGACCAGUCGAGUGCGAAGCUCAAGCACAGCAGUAUACAGUAUGAGCUCAAAACAGACUUGGAGGAAGAAAGAAUAAGGCAAAAAGUAGCACAGAGGACUCCGGAGGAAACCUUACGGAUUUACAGCCUCAGACUGCUUUUGAAUGCUCUAGUUAUAACUGUCCUGGCAGCAUGCUUUUAUGCAAUCUAUGCAGCAACUGUUUUCUCCCAAGAAAACAUGAAAAAGGAGAUUAACAAAAUGGUAUUUGGAGAGAAUCUUCUGAUCCUUUAUCUUCCCUCCAUUGUAAUUACGCUGGCUAACUUUAUCACUCCCCUCGUCUUCUCCAAGAUCAUUCACUAUGAAGACUAUUCACCAGCCUUUGAGAUCAGGUUGACUCUUCUGAGGUGUGUCUUCGUGCGAUUGGCCACCAUUUGUGUGCUUGUGUUUACCCUGGUGUCCAAGAUAACCUUCUGUGACAAUGAGGAUUGCCGAGUCUGUGGCUAUAACCACAAAGUCUAUCCAUGCUGGGAGAAUCAGUUUGGACAGGAAAUGUAUAAGCUGACGAUAUUUGACUUAAUCAUCAAUCUUGCCGUGACUGUAUUCAUUGAAUUUCCUAGAAAGUUAUUGGUGACCUCCUGUUCUUCCUGGAGAUUGAUUCGGUACUGGGGGCAACAGGAAUUUGCCAUUCCUGAUAACGUCCUGGGGAUAGUUUAUGCACAGACAAUCUGCUGGAUUGGAUCCUUUUUCUCCCCGCUCCUCCCUGCAAUUGCAACUGUCAAGUUCAUUAUCAUCUUUUAUGUGAAAGAGAUAAGCCUGAUGCACACCUGUAGACCCUCCACAAGGCCUUUCAGAGCAUCAAAUUCAAAUUUUUUCUUCUUGUUGGUGUUGUUAAUUGGACUGACAUUGGCCUUCAUUCCACUGGGAAUCACCAUGACACACAUUCCAUCUUCCAAGGCCUGUGGACCAUUCACAAAUUACAAUACCUCCUGGGAAGUUGUUCCUAAGACUGUAAGCACUUUUCCAAGUCCUUUGCAAGCACUCACCCGAAGCAUCACUUCAGAAGCAUUUGCUGUGCCUUUCUUUAUUGUUAUCUGCCUCAUCAUGUUCUAUUUCAUUGCUCUGGCUGGAGCACACAAACGGGUUGUGGUUCAACUUAGACAGCAGUUGGCUAUGGAAAGUCGAGACAAACACUAUCUUAUUCGGAAACUUACAACUGUUCAGGAAGAGUUGAGAAACUGUCCAAUCUGAUUUUGAACACAAUUCUUAUUUCUUUCAAGCUGAAUGAACUACCAUACUGAACCUCCAAACUCAUCUGUAGAAUUUUGUACACUAAAUGUGUUUUUCUAGAGUUCAAGCAUUUUCUGCACUCUGAUGCUAUUAUUGCUGCUGUAGUUUUGGAUUAUGUCAGUGUUUACAUAACCAAUUUCUAUUUGCGGAUUUUGUAAACUAUAACAAUGGUCUGAACUGAGUCUCUGCUUGUAGAAUCUCAGCUCAGUGACUAUAAAAAUCUUUUAGGCUUAGGCUAUUUAAGUUUUUACAAGGGAAUUGGGAACAAAGAGAGCUUUAUCAUUUUUUAAGAUAGUUUGAGAAAUUUUGUUAAGUUAAAUUUGAAGGCCAUUACUUCGUGAGACUAGACUGAUACUAAUGAGCCAAAUUUCAAUGACAUAAAAUGAACUUUUCCUUUGACAUUCUUUUUAAACUUCAGGGUUAUGCUAACCCUAAAAUAGAGGUUGCUUUGUAAAACAAGAUAAACUCCUAAACCAUCGUGUUAUUAGCAGUUGGUAAGAAAAUUGGAAACAUAGUUAUGUAACUAGUGUUAAACUUCCUAAUUUUAGUCCCAGUUUGGUAAAAUGAGAUGCAAAAAUGUCCAUCAUCUUACUCCAAAAGCUAUCAAUACUAGGCAUAUAUAGCUCCUGCAUGACUUUAAAUUCUUUUUAGGUAAGUUCAUAGAUAAGACUAGCCAUAGUUUCUGAACUUCUGUGGCAGUGCAGGAGCAGAACAGAAAGCUGUUUCAGGGAAAUAGGUGCUCUUUGAACUUUUACCUCUCUUUUAGGGCUGAUCUGUGGUUUCUGGGAAAAAUACCCAUUGUUUCCAAAAGUGGGAGAAGGUAGAGUUUUCUCGAUUCCCUAAGGUCUGUUUCCUUUUAUGUUUUGUAGACAAUACUUUUAAAGGACAUUUCAAGUUUCAGAAAUGUUUUGGGGAGAAUGUUUUAAGAUGUGUUUUAUAUUCCUGUUUGGCUAUGGAUAAGUGCUUUGGGAUUAUGUCACACCUUUGAAUUCAUGUUAAAUCCCUCUUACUCCAGAUGGCAAUACAACCUAAAUCACUGACUCAGGGCCUUUUUAGAUACAACGUUUUAAAAAUUUACUCAACUAGAUUUCUAAGGAGGAAUUUAGCUUCCUUGUAACACAUACAAGCACAUUUCAAAGUAUUGUUUGUUUAUAAUGUUUAUAUUUUUCUGUGUAUGUACAUGUAUUUAGUGAAAUGUAAUGGAAUAAUUUAUAGCUCCUAUUGUAGUUAAAAACAAGUAAUAGAUGCUUUGAAACUGGCUAAUAUUUGGCACUGUUGGGAAAAUUUCUAAGUCUGAUGGAGGAACAGAAACAAUGAAGUCUCCAGCCUGAAGCAAAUAGGUUUAUUGAGAGAAAAUCAAAUCUCACAAUAAAGCCGGUCAGUCAGAGGUUGACCUGAAAGACCUUGAGUUACAAAAUCAAUGGGUUUUUAUACCCCUCCCGAGCUUGUAUGCUUAUAUACCAUACUAAUUAGAAGUAUCUAAAAUUAAAGCAUAUUCUUAGGAAAUAUUGAAACUGCCUACAUGACAAAUGUCAGCAUUUUCCAAUACUCUUAUCAGUCUUCUUGUGGCAACAGGGUCAUAAUUAUGCUGCCCCUUCUAGUAGUCAAGUAUAUCACUAGUGAUCUGCAUGACCCCCUUGAGUCAAGCAUAACACUCGUGGUUUCUAAAAUAUAAUAUUACUGACUAUUGUAUCUUCUGAUAUUACUUAAUGCUUAACAUUGAAAAGUAUCAUCUGACAUUAUUAAGUAGUAAGAAGAGAGACUUAAUCUACUAAUACAAUGAAAAAUAAGAUAUCUAAAUAUAAUAUCACAAUUUUUCAAUUAAUGUUUGAUUAUUAUCAUAAUUAAAUCACUUUAAAUCUCUUAUAACUAAGGGAUGGGGGAAAUCUCACAGCCCUAAAGAUUUAGCCUUUUGAGUUAUUCCAUGGCUUAUCAACUAAUAUAACAUUAUCAAAAAGGAGUGUUGUCUAAAUCUUUUUUAAUAUAUGCAGAUCUUUUUAAGUAGUUAAUUUUCAUUUAGUGUCUUCAGGCUGGA